Molecule: messenger RNA, 246 nt
Organism: Priceomyces carsonii
Lineage: Eukaryota; Fungi; Ascomycota; Pichiomycetes; Serinales; Debaryomycetaceae
Exons: 1
Coding region: 1-246 (81 amino acids)
Source: RefSeq, a predicted model, not a curated record
AUGUCGCUGGAAGAUGAAUAUGCUUGCACAGUAUGUUUUUACUAUGGUAAUAAAUGUGAGGCUGCAGGUUACCUGGGUUAUGUGUUUAUAUACGAUUACGAGUAUAAAGCACUGGAUCAACUAAUGAGCUCGGUAUAUGUGAAGUGUCAAGGGGGCAAAGACCCACCAUCUCAUAAACACUGCCCUGGUGAGACAUCUGCGGAUGAAUUACCUGCACCAGACUGGGGAUAUGAUGAUGAGUUAUAA